AUAUUUCAUUUCCUAACUUUCCAUAAUUUAUUGUAAUUGUAUGUCUAUAUUUUCUUGACUCGAGAGUUAACAAAGAAGAAUACUCUCAACAAAAAUUAAAGUGUUAAUUCAGAGAAAUCACAGUGAGAUGAGAUCAAAACUCUCUAUCAGAGCAGAAAUUGUGUUCCGUAUAUGCUUGGAUUUCAAAGCCAUGGAUUUCAAAGCAGAUGCAACAAAGGAUUGAUUUUUUAAUAACAAAUGUACAAGAACUAAAUUGGUUUUAAUUAAGUUCUUUUUCUCUUCGUAGCAGGGUGGCGGAGGAGGUAGAGGCAUCACUCUGUUGUUCUGGGAGAGCUAGGUUUGAAUUUGGAUAAGAAUCAUUGAAGAGUAAUACUUUCAAUAAGUAUUGCAAAAUUGAGGAACAUUUAAAAAAACAAAUUGGGAUGAUCUUAUUGAAAACAGUAUCCAUUUCCCCUCAUUUUUCUCAGUUUUUACUUGGAGGAGGGCCUUUUUUUCCGAUUAUUACUAUAUAGCAGUGUAUUACAUACAUGAAGUUGGUCCCCCUAAAUGUUUGUACUAACUAAAAAUUUGUCAUUCAAUUGUUCUAUGUUUGUAUUGGAUUGUUCAAAAUUUUUGUACCAUGAUAUUUUAUUAGUUAGAUGCAAAUUUAAAUCCCAGACAAGACCAUAGAAAAAUUUAGGACUCAGAGGUAGAGGCCCCUUUGCCAUUAAUUUUUUGAACAAAUGACAUAUGUAAAAUGUUUAUCGACAGUCUUAAAUUUAAUAAAGAAUUAAACUGACAGUCCUUUAUCUGUCAGUAAUCAGGUAUUCGUCUAUGCAAGGAAUGGCCAGAUUAGCAGGAGUCUCCUGUAUAUUUUUUGUAAAGUUUUACCAUGUUAAUUUAAUGAAUUAGUUCCUAUAACAGAGAUAUUGAAAAAAAGUUAUCACGUAAUAAUUGCCGCGCUAAAUUGUUCGCUUCGUUUGUUAAAAACAGACACUGAAAUUACGAAAAUUUAAAAAGAAAAAAAUUGAAUUGAAAUAGUGAAUGAAAGAAUGGCUCCACCGCAAACCGCUUAUCAAGUGGAAAAUUUUGAUCCUUUUCCUAACGAAGAUUUAAUAUGUAGCAUUUGCGACUACGUUUUCUACGACCCAGUAGAAUGCCCGUGUCGUCACGUUUACUGCCGAAAUUGCAUUUGCGAUUGGUUGAGCUGUCAGAAUACCUGCCCCGUUUGCAGGAAAUCGGUUAUUUUAUACGAGCUUCAAGCCGUAGGGCCUAUAAUCAAAAAUAUGAUAAUGAAGUUGACCAUUCGUUGUCCGAAUUCCGAACACGGUUGCAAGCAGAAUUUCGCCUUGGAGGAAUACGAUUCUCACUUAUCUAAUUGUGAUUACGCAAUAGUAAAAUGCAAUAAAUGCCAAGAGGAAAUGGUAAUUAAAGAUAGAUUUAAACACGAGCAAUUAGAAUGCAAUUAUCGAUUAAUUCAAUGCAAAAAAUAUUGCUCUCUCAUGUUGCCCGCUAAUGUAAUGAAAUCUCACAAUUGCGCUGAAGAAUUGACAAAGGAAAUAGGAGAUAAGAAGAAAUUAAUUAACGAAUUAAAACAUAAUUUAAAAUAUUGUAAGAAACAAUUCAAUAAAGAUGCAACAUCGAGUCAAGUUGUUAACGAUAUUAGAGCGGGUAAAUCAUCUGCAGUUACUUUUAUUAAUAAAAUGAAGAAACUUCUAGUUGAUUUUUCAAGGCGUGUGCAUCGAAAAGAACAGGCGAAAGAAACCAAUAAUCGUCCCGAAAAUAUUGAUAAUUCGUGGGAAGGCAAUGGCAUUGAAUCAGAUUUAAUUAAUGCCAAUCGAUUGCAUUGCGCACCCGUAUUUCAUUGUUUCCGUGACGAAAUUUUUAACCCAUCGGAUUCGAGUGAAGCAGAAAUACGUAGCGUGAUGACGACAUUAGAUGAACCCGGUGAAUUUAUAAUACCAACACGCAGAAAUAUUGGUACCGAAUGUUCUUCUGGUCAUAAUGAAAAUAGUAUGGCAUCAACACCCAAUGUAUCAAUUACAGCGGACGAGAUGCAAGAACGGAAGAAAUUUCACUCGGGUGUAAAUAUUUCACACGAAAUGCAAAGGAUUAAACAUUUACCAAUUGUAAUGUUUACAAUUCCAAAUGUGAGAAUGUCAAAACAACGGAAAUUUUCUAAUUCUACAAAUGCAAUUGGCAAACUAGAAACAAGGCAGAUUCCAUAUUUAAACCAGGAUAAUGUCAAAAGAAUAAAAUUAAAUCUAAAGACACCAGAAAUAAUUCAAAAUCCUGGGACGUCAUCGAAAGGAAGAUUGAAAAUUAAUUGUAUAAGUGAAAAUGUAUGCGAUAGAAAUAUAUUAUUGCGAGAAACAAAUGAGAGAGAAUUGCCUUUAGAUAAUAAUUCGCAGGUUCAGAUGGAAGAUCUCUGUAUUCCUCCAUUAGAAGAUAUAAAUUCUACAAGAGAUGUGGAUAAAUGCGAAAUUUCUGAAGCACGGGGAGUUAAUUAUAAAGCUUUUAAUCGCAAAAGCCGCGUUUUAAGAAUUGUACGAAAACUAUUUAUAAACUGUUUAGCAUCUAACCAUUGCCGUUAUAAUGACGAUAGCGAUUUUGAAUUAUGCGGGAAUUUUGAUAAACCGGAUAAUACAGUAAUGAAAUAAAUUUUGAAAAAACAUGAAUUAAUUUAAAUGCCAAAAUUUGUUAAUUAAA
Molecule: messenger RNA, 2688 nt
Organism: Centruroides sculpturatus (bark scorpion)
Lineage: Eukaryota; Metazoa; Arthropoda; Arachnida; Scorpiones; Buthidae
Exons: 1
Coding region: 1032-2639 (535 amino acids)
Biological process (GO): positive regulation of JNK cascade; protein K63-linked ubiquitination; tumor necrosis factor-mediated signaling pathway
Cellular component (GO): plasma membrane signaling receptor complex
Source: RefSeq, a predicted model, not a curated record